GCCGCCGCCCCGCGCCCCGGCCGGGCGUGGAUGGGGGGCGCCGCGCGUCCUGCCCGCUGCUCGGCGUGACGCGGGCCCCGCGCCCCGCGCCCACCAUGUCCUACCCGCAGGGCUACCUGUACCAGGCGCCCGGCUCGCUGGCGCUCUACUCGUGCCCGGCGUACGGCGCCUCGGCCCUGGCGGCGCCGCGCAGCGAGGAGCUGGCGCGCUCGGCGUCGGGCUCGGCCUUCAGCCCCUACCCCGGCUCGGCGGCCUUCACGGCGCAGGCGACCACCGGCUUCGGCAGCCCGCUGCAGUACUCGGCCGACGCGGCGGCCGCCGGCUUCCCGUCCUACAUGGGCGCGCCCUACGACGCGCACGCCACGGGCAUGACGGGCGCCAUCGGCUACCACCCCUACAGCAGCGCGGCCUACCCCUACCAGCUCAAUGACCCCGCGUACCGCAAGAACGCCACGCGGGAUGCCACAGCCACGCUCAAGGCCUGGCUGCAGGAGCACCGCAAGAACCCCUACCCCACCAAGGGCGAGAAGAUCAUGCUGGCCAUCAUCACCAAGAUGACCCUCACGCAGGUCUCCACCUGGUUCGCCAACGCGCGCCGGCGCCUCAAGAAGGAGAACAAGAUGACUUGGGCCCCGCGGAACAAAAGCGAGGACGAGGACGAGGAGGAAGGCGACGCGGCGCGGGCCAAGGAGGAGAGCGGGGACAAGGCGCAGGAAAGCGCCGAGACAUCAGCGGAGGACGAAGGGAUCAGCCUGCAAGUGGACUCGCUCACCGAUCACUCCUGCUCCGUUGAGUCUGACGGCGAGAAGCCGCCGUGCGGGGCCGGGGACCCGCUGUGUGAGUCGGGCUCCGAGUGCAAGGAUAAGUACGACGAGCUGGAGGACGACGAGGAGGACGAGGAUGAAGCCGAGCGGGACCUGGCGCCCCCCAAGCCGGUGACCUCGUCGCCGCUGACGGGCGUGGAGGCGCCGCGCGCCGGUGGAGGCGGGAAGCCGCUCCUGGGCAGCCGGACGUCACCAGGCGCGCCGCCGCCGGCCAACAAGCCCAAGCUGUGGUCUCUGGCCGAGAUCGCCACGUCGGACCUCAAGCAGCCGAGCCUUGGGCCGGCCUGUGCGCCGCAGGGGCUGCCCGCGGCCGCCGCGCCCGCCUCCACCGGGGCCCCACCGGGCGGCUCGCCCUACCCUGCGUCCCCGCUGCUCGGCCGCCACCUGUACUACACGGCGCCCUUCUACAGCAGCUACACGAACUACGGGAACCUGAACGCCGCGCUGCCUGCCCAGGGCCUCCUGCGCUACAACGCGGCGCCCGGGGAGGCCCUGCACGCCGCGCCCAAGGCGGCCAGCGACGCGGGCAAGGCGGGUGCGCACCCCCUGGGGUCCCACUACCGGCCCCCGGCAGGCGGCUACGAGCCCAAGAAAGAUGCGGGCGAGGGCUGCCCUGCGGCUGACGGGGGCGCGCAGCCCUACCUAUAGGAGGGCCGAGCUCAGCUCUCAAGUAAGUGGGCGCCAGCUGGGCGCCGCCUGCACGCGCUUGCCUGCCUGCCUGCCUCCCCCUCCGCUCCUCUGCUCGGAUCCCUCCACGUUAAGGAGGGCGCCCCUUCUCUCUGCAGGGGUGGGCAAGGGAGAGGCUUCCGGUCCUGCCUUUCGGACCCUGGGAGCCAGGCGGAGAGUGGGCCCCUGAUUCUGCCUGGCGCUGGCAGCCACCGGCCUCAGAGCCCACGGGCUGGCCCGAGGCUGAGAGACUGGGGCCCAGGGGAGCCUUCCCCGAUGGUGAGGGCCGUGUGGGGCCCGCUGUGGGGACAUGGGCGUGGAACUCCCCGUCAGGAUCAGGAUGAUUCCGCGUUUUCCAUGGCCCGCAGGUAGGUGUCACAAUUGCUCUGGAAACGGAAAGUCAGCGGGCCGGGCCUCCCCUCUCCCCAACUUCCAAACCCAGCGGAGCCCUGCCCAGGCCGGGCCGGCGCGGCUCCCAGCCUCGGGACCUCGUGUUGGACCUUGUGAUUUGUGGCAUAGUGUAGCUUCCCUUGUACGUGUGACUUUGGCAAACAAUCUUUUUUCUCAGGAUAUCUUGAUCACCCCAUUGCCACGGUAUAUACGUAUAUAUAAAUAUAAAUAUAUAUAUAUAUAUUCUCUAGGUGUGCUAGCACUCCGUGUACAAUUGAUUUGUAAACGAUGUACACAGUAGACACGGUAUGUGAUUGAAGACCUUGAGUGGAAACAAAUUUGAUAUUUAUUUUUAUAAUGAUAUAAAGCUUCUAGUAAUUUAUGCAAGUUGUAUUGCAACAGAAUCUAAACUUUUGUAAAUAAAUUCUGCCUGGUUUUUAUUUGAACAUUGCUGGUUAUACAAUCUUUGUUGGUUGUUUAACAAGAAUUCUUUACUAAUUUAUAUCUUAAAUUGUAAAUAAAAACAGACUAGUCUACGAGGA
Messenger RNA from Sorex araneus (European shrew), 2422 nucleotides. It is a transcript of the gene IRX2, whose product is annotated as iroquois homeobox 2. The record is from RefSeq and is a predicted model, not a curated record. Gene Ontology annotation, biological process: neuron differentiation; regulation of transcription by RNA polymerase II; cell development. The transcript is spliced from 4 exons. Gene Ontology annotation, molecular function: DNA-binding transcription factor activity, RNA polymerase II-specific; RNA polymerase II cis-regulatory region sequence-specific DNA binding. Bases 96 to 1472 code for a protein of 458 amino acids. Gene Ontology annotation, cellular component: nucleus. NCBI's taxonomy places the organism in Eukaryota, Metazoa, Chordata, Mammalia, Eulipotyphla, Soricidae.